GAGCUGUUUUUGUUUAAAUAUCAAAUCUUGCUACUCUUCCACAGACCAUGUCAUCAAGCCUGAAGGAUUUCAUCCAUUCCUUGGAUCCAAAAUCUCUUCCUAGGAUUCUGCAAAUCCAGUCUGGCUUUUAUGAUGAAGGCUCUACUGAGGAGAAGUUGGGCCAUCUAUGCUCUUUGUCAACAGGAGACGUGAUUAAAGUUGUUGGAUUUAAAGUGAAAACACUCAUUGCAAGUAAUUGUGAAAAUGAAGAUGAAAGCCUGAAUCUCACUACAGUGGAGCUACCUUUAAAUUUCCCAGGACUUUGCAGGAUAGUGGCUGAUAAAACUCCAUAUUCUAGCAUUGAAGAGAUUGUGAGAAAAGUUUUGAUUGGACCAACAGCACUGCAACAACCUUGCUUCUAUUGCUCUGAGGAUCUAAAAGCAGAAAAGCUGACCAUCAGAAAAGGCGAGAAGAUUAUUUUCAGAUCUGUGGAAGACAGCAAGGGGAUGAUGAUCAUGCAUGGUGAAGUAACAAGGAAUGGCCGACUUCAUGGCUUUGUUUUGCCAGUCUCCACGGUCACCAGAGGAGACUUCUAUGAAUGGAAAGAUGACCAGACUUAUACUCUGAAGGAGAUUGCUGAAUGGAAAAUCCCAAAGAGCAGAUGUCGGAGUGUGAUAUUUACUAAUCCUUCCAACACUGGGGAUUCUACCAAUGUGUUUCCUGCAGGUUUUGAUGGCUCUGUUGUUCUCACACCAAUAUAUGAAGUACAAGCAGUGAUGAAAUUUCAGAAAGAGAUUGUUCACUUCCUUUCCAAUUUAGAUGUUGAAGUCAAAGAUGUAACUCACAGUUACAAUAUUAACAGUUUCCUUCAGCCAUUGUCAAUGGAAGAUAUAUUAGAAAGGAGUGAAUUUCCAAUAGUUGUUGCACUAAUUGAAGGGUCCAUAGGAAACAAGCAGUCAUGCAAUGUAUUGUACCCUGGUAAAGAAUUAGUCAUUUACAAAAAGCAUCAGGCAACAAGAAUCUUAGCAUCUGAGAUCAAGAGAGAUUUAUUUAAAAGACACUUUUUAAUUCCUACCAGCUACAAAGGAAAAUUCAAAAGAAAAUUCCGGGAGUUUCCAACUGCCUAUGACUUAGAAAUAGCAAAGAGUGUGAAAGAGCAGCUUCAUGUUAAAGCUACCAAAGCCUUUGAGUCUCCUCAUGAAGAAUUGCACUCUGUUUCUAUUGGGGACCAGUUUCUAGUUCCACAGUGCCAGACAAGUGAAAUUGUGGAUCAGGAACAAAAGAAAGUAGAAAAUGCUUUGGCCUGUGAACAAAUCCUAUCACCAAACAAUUGCAAGAAUGUACUUCUUCCAAUGUGUUUGGAAGGGGGCUUUGUUGAAAUUGUCCAUGACAAGAGACAAUACGAACUUUUGGAGCUUAUCAGGGAUUUCUGCCUCCCGUUUAAUGUCAAAGUUUCCAUAGGAGAUCUUUCCACCCAGGAAGACAUUUUGGCUGACAUACCAUGUCUGCAGCUUGAAGAAGAAAUCACAGAUUCUUUCUUGCUUAUCAGCAGUUUAAGCAACCCCACAGAAAUCUGGGAAGUUCCAGUGCAUAAUUUAAAUAUGACUUUCCAAUUGCUGAGAAAACAUGGCAAAGAUAUUAUGUAUUUCCCAGAAAAGUCUACUGUGGAAGAGAUUACUGAAGAACAGUAUUGCAUGAUGAGAAGAUAUAAAAAUCAAGCAAAAAAUCCACCACCCAGACCUCCUAAAACCAGUAUACCAGAAAAAACCAAGACAACUGUACCAGCUGAAAAUGAUUGUGCUUCACUACGACCUGUAAAGAAUUUUUAUGUGGAUACUGUCAAGAAACAGCUCUCAGAUCAAGCUGCUGCUGUUUCCGGAUUACAGUUGAGUUAUCAAAGUGAUUUGGAGCACCAGGAAAACAAAGAGGACGUUUCUGGGACAGCUACAUUAGUGGAAGAUUUAGCAAAGAACAUGCUUGCGAAGUACAGGACAGAAAAUAAACCAAAGGUUAGGCAUGACUUGGAUGAUGAAAAUGAAAACGCAACGGAGAGCCUUACAAAAAUGGUUCAAGAAAAUACAGUUAAUAAAGCGAAGCCACUAAAGAAGAGAGAUGAAAAAAAAUCAUCUGGGAACUCAAUGAUUUAACUUUGUCAAAAGGGAGUGCAC
Molecule: messenger RNA, 2147 nt
Organism: Hemicordylus capensis (graceful crag lizard)
Lineage: Eukaryota; Metazoa; Chordata; Lepidosauria; Squamata; Cordylidae
Gene: THEMIS
Product: thymocyte selection associated
Exons: 7
Coding region: 48-2126 (692 amino acids)
Biological process (GO): T cell receptor signaling pathway
Source: RefSeq, a predicted model, not a curated record